This is a messenger RNA of Phyllotreta striolata, 2048 nucleotides long. The record is from the annotation of a GenBank genome assembly. Lineage: Eukaryota; Metazoa; Arthropoda; Insecta; Coleoptera; Chrysomelidae.
UUUAGUAGGUUAUGUUUUGUUGUUUUUUAGAAUUAGAUAUGUAAAAAAGUAUAAAAGAUUAACACUUCAUGUAUUUGGAAAGUGUUAGCUUAAAUUUUCUUCAUAAUAUAAUAAAUUAAGCACAACCUUUUAAUAAAGAAGGUAUAUGCUAUUUUUUUCAACAUUGAAUAUUUAUUAUAACUUGGAGAAUGCCGGAUAUUAAAGUAACUCCUCUCGGAGCCGGCCAAGAUGUGGGCAGGAGCUGUUUAUUGCUUUCUAUGGGAGGGAAAAACAUAAUGUUAGAUUGCGGGAUGCAUAUGGGAUAUAACGAUGAAAGGAGAUUUCCCGAUUUCACCUACAUAUGCGAUGGACCCAUUUCCGCUUACAUAGACUGCGUUAUCAUUUCCCAUUUUCACCUGGACCAUUGCGGAGCCCUACCUUACAUGUCUGAGAUGAUUGGAUAUUCCGGCCCGAUAUACAUGACCCAUCCCACUAAAGCCAUUGCUCCUCUUCUACUCGAAGACAUGAGGAAAAUUUCAGUCGAGAAGAAAGGUGAUCCGAAUUUCUUCACGUCCCAAAUGAUUAAAGAUUGUAUGAAAAAAGUAGUGGCUGUUACUUUACAUCAAUCAGUUAUGGUGGAUAAUGAGAUCGAAAUAAAAGCUUACUAUGCAGGACACGUGCUGGGAGCUGCCAUGUUUUGGAUACGUGUAGGAAAUCAAUCUGUAGUAUACACGGGAGAUUACAACAUGACCCCCGAUAGACAUUUAGGGGCAGCUUGGAUAGACAAAUGUAGACCGGAUUUAUUAAUUUCCGAAGCAACAUACGCUACUACUAUCCGGGAUUCGAAAAGGUGUAGAGAAAAAGAUUUUCUGAAGAAGGUGCACGAAUGCAUCGAUAGAGGAGGAAAGGUCCUGAUCCCAGUGUUCGCAUUAGGUCGAGCACAGGAGCUUUGCAUAUUACUCGAAACCUACUGGGAAAGAAUGAAUCUUAAGGCCCCGAUAUUCUUCGCACUGGGUUUAACUGAGAAAGCGAACAACUAUUACAAAAUGUUCAUUACAUGGACUAAUCAAAAAAUCAGGAAAACCUUUGUACGGAGGAACAUGUUCGAUUUCAAACACAUAAAACCUUUCGACAAGCAACUCAUUGAUAAUCCCGGGCCGAUGGUGGUGUUCGCUACACCCGGAAUGCUCCAUGCCGGUCUCAGCUUGCAGAUAUUCAUAAAAUGGGCGCCGAACGAAAAUAACAUGAUAAUAAUGCCAGGUUUCUGUGUACAAGGCACAGUCGGUCACAAAAUCCUCAACGGCGCCAAGAAAAUCGAAUUCGAAAACCGCCACGUAGUCGAAGUGAAAAUGUCCGUGGAGUACAUGAGUUUCUCGGCGCACGCGGACGCCAAAGGCAUCAUGCAACUGAUCCAGCACUGCGAGCCCAAGAGCGUCAUGCUCGUGCACGGCGAAGCGGCGAAAAUCGAAUUUCUCAAAGAGAAAAUCCAAAAGGAAUUCAACAUUCAGUGCUACAAUCCCGCCAACGGCGAGACCGCUUACAUUCAAACGCCCGUUAAAAUUCCAGUGGACGUCUCGUUGCCUCUGCUGAAAGCCGAAGCGAAGAGAUUCAGCAGCCAGACCGGCGGACAGAAGCGCCAGAGGACGUUGCACGGGGUGCUGGUGAUGAAGGACAACAACAUGUGUCUUAUGGACGUGGAUGAGGCUUGCAAAGAAGCAGGUAUUAACAGGCAUAUUGUUAGGUUUACUUCGACUGUACAUAUUACGGAUAGCGGGCCGUCGCUCGGAACUGCGCAUAAGCUUUUGGAUGUUAUUAAGGAUAAAUUACCGAUUGCUUCGAUCACUUUCUCCGAGGGUGAAAUAUCUAUCGAGUCUGUCUUAGUUAAGGUUGAAGGUGAUGAUGAUGAUGAUCAAAAAAGCGUUUACGUUUCUUGGACUAACCAAGAUGAGGAAAUUGGUAGUCAAAUAUUAGGAAUCAUUAAUCACAUUAAAAUGUUUUAAGUGUUAUAUUUAAUCCAGUAUAAUUUAGUAAGAGAUAAGAAAUGUUGGAAAUAUAUUUUUUCUGAAAAU